Molecule: messenger RNA, 369 nt
Organism: Aspergillus melleus
Lineage: Eukaryota; Fungi; Ascomycota; Eurotiomycetes; Eurotiales; Aspergillaceae
Exons: 1
Coding region: 1-369 (122 amino acids)
Source: RefSeq, a predicted model, not a curated record
AUGUAUAAGGUAUCACAUCUCCCUCGCUGGUGGUUGUGGUACGUAUUUAUUGCUCUGCCGGAAACUGCCAAAUCCUUCGAAGAAGAGGUGCGCCAGGCCCUCUCGAUACUCAGCCAUUCACACCUCAAAUUGCGGGGGUGGGGUCAGUUCGUAUACGAGGAUCUGAAAUCAAUCCCCACGGAGCGCAACGGCCCCUACGGUCUCAUUGUGAAAGUUUAUAUCCACCCCGGGACAUGCACGCACGGGGACCGCAAGGGUCGGAAGAGAGUCGAAUAUCAGGCUCUGAAGACCCUGGAGAGUCUCCUGGACGAUGACCCCCCUCAACGACUUUUGGUCAAUGUGGACCACAACUAUGAUUUCUCAGAUUGA